This is a messenger RNA of Megalobrama amblycephala (Wuchang bream), 2251 nucleotides long. It is a transcript of the gene spdl1, whose product is annotated as spindle apparatus coiled-coil protein 1. Gene Ontology annotation, molecular function: kinetochore binding. NCBI's taxonomy places the organism in Eukaryota, Metazoa, Chordata, Actinopteri, Cypriniformes, Xenocyprididae. Bases 158 to 1936 code for a protein of 592 amino acids. The record is from RefSeq and is a predicted model, not a curated record. Gene Ontology annotation, cellular component: spindle pole; outer kinetochore. The transcript is spliced from 12 exons. Gene Ontology annotation, biological process: establishment of mitotic spindle orientation; protein localization to kinetochore; mitotic metaphase chromosome alignment.
GCAGGAUUGGAAAUCUCGCGUUUUCUCGCGAUAUGUGAUUGACGACUGCUACAGAAUUCAAACUAGCCGUUUGAAAGUUCCCGAGCAGGAAAGCGGUUGGGGCAGUUCAUUCUUCAGAUAUAUUAUUGCUAUCACCAACUACACUUUAAAUCUAAAGAUGUCAGAUCUAGAGGAUGAGAUUAAAGUGUUGCGACGGAAGGUGCAGGAAGGAGAAGAGGCGCUUCAGAAGGCUGGACAGUAUGGACUUCAACUUUUGGAUGACAAAAUGGAUAUGCACAACAAAUUGGAGGAACAGCGAAUCGAGAUGUCCAAUGUCAUUGAGACUCUGGAACAAGAGAAAUACUCUUUGGAAAGGGAUGUUGAGUUAAAGGCCCGCAUGUUGGAGAGUCUGCGAUCAGAAUUUGAGCUUGUCAAAAACCAACAGAAACAUCAAAUGGAACAGAAACAAACUCUGCUGGAGAGGAACCAUGCUCUUGAGCUCAGUGACUUAAAGAAUAAGAUGGAGAAAAUGAAGACAGAUUUAGAGGAGGCUCAACUUGCUGAAAAGCAGAUGAAACACAAGCUGGACCAGCAGUCUGAAGUUCUAAACAGCAAAACUGAAGAACUGCGUGUUCUUACAGAACGUGCACAUGAAACAAUGUCCUCAGAGAUACUUGAGCUGCAAGUGCAGAAGAUGGAUAUGGAAUCAGCAAUGGCGUCUUUGGAGCAAGAGCUUCAGGAGGCACGAUACAAAGAAGAGCAGCUACAAUUGGCCAACACUACCCUCCAGAGGCAACUGGAGAGACUCACAGAAGAGAAGGAAGAGAGAGAGAAAGAGGCAGUGUCCUGCUAUAAUGCUUUAGAGAAAGCUCGUGAAGCCAACCAAGACCUUCAGAUCCAGCUGGAACAGGUGUUGCAGCAGGCACAAGAUCCAAACAGCAAAGGCAAUUCCUUGUUUUCUGAGGUAGAGGACAAGAGAGCAGAGAUGGAGCGGCAGCUGAACAGCAUGAAAAGACAGCAUGAGUCUCUACAAAAGCAGCAUGUUCUCACCAAACAGCAUAUGCAACGCAUGAAGAUGCAGAUAGCUACCCUUAUGCAGCUCCAGGGCAACAGGGCCGACCCAGCCCAGCUUGAACGAUUGCAAUUCAUGUUAUCUGACAAGAACAAUGAGAUAGAAGGCCUGAUGAUGAAAGUAAGAGAACUGGAGAAAGAGAAGACAACUGCAAAAGACCAGCAUCCACCUGCCCCGUCUAAAGAAGGCGAGCAAAUGGAUGAGACUUAUUACACAGACCUAUUAAAAAUGCAACUUUCAAAUUCAAAGAAGGAUGCAGAGAAACUAAAAGAUGAGUUAUCCAUGGCAAGAAUGAAGGCUCUUUCUGAAAGUCAGAGAGUGUUGGAGUUGGAGAGGAAACUCUAUGGCACCGAGCAAGCGCUGAAACAAAGACAUAGUGACAAUAUGAGGCUCCAAGUCAAGCUUGAAGAACUAAAGAUGAAAUACACACCUAAUGAGGUGAACAAAGCUCAAGUACAGAAACGCCGCCGGGAGAAGUUUCCUGUAGCAGUUCCAGAGGAAAAGUCAGCACCCAGCAAAGAGGAUACUGCAACCAUGGAUACUGAGCCAAACAAGGGCUUGUGUGAAAAUACAGAGGAAAAAACCCUGAGUCAUCCCAUUGAGAAACCAGUUGUGAUCCCGUUGCAGUCUGCACAACCCACAGAACCCAACUCUGUCAUUCCCCGUGAGAGCAAGUCUGUUCGAAUCUGUGAGGAUCCCCCAGUCUGCAUUCCUGAUGCGCCCAGGUCUCCUGUAAGUGACUCCAAUAGCAAGAAAGAGGAUCAGACUCAUCAUAACAAUGAAGAAGAGGAGAACUGGAGAACUGAAAGGAAGAAGAAAAAGUACCAACAACCCACUCAUGUUAACUCAGAAAAAACCAUGGCAAACGAAUGUGCUCAACAGUAAUUUGGCUAAUGCAAAAUCAUUUGUCAUAGUUAAAAAAACAUACAUAACAUAUAUAUUGUAUAAAUAUUUUAGCAGGUUUGUAAUUUACACCAUUAAUUGAUUGAUUUGACUUGCCCUGUCUAUGCACAUGAUUUGUAGCACAUUUUAUAAUUUUUUCACAUUUAUUAAUACCUCUGUAAUAUAAUUAACUAAUGAAUAAAAAAUGAAUUAAUGCAGUCUUAAUGCAUUAUCUUGCUUACUGUACAUGUUGUAAUGAACUUCCUGUGUACCAUUAUUUCCAUGUUCUAUAAUGGUUUAUAAACAUUUGGAAAAAUA